Orycteropus afer afer is the source of this 1923-nucleotide messenger RNA. The record is from RefSeq and is a predicted model, not a curated record. NCBI's taxonomy places the organism in Eukaryota, Metazoa, Chordata, Mammalia, Tubulidentata, Orycteropodidae.
AUGGCUGUUUGCAUCGGGAUGCUGCGCCUCAGGAGACUGUGCGCGGGGAACCUGGGGGUGCUGGGGGCCCGGGUCGUCCUCGCCCGAGGCUGGCGGGAAGCGAUCUUGCAGGGCGUCCGCCCUCUCAGGUACCGCCCCGGGAGGAAGGGGGGCGGGACAAGGCUUUCCAGGCCUUCUUCCUUUGAGGAAAGAGGAGCUGCACAUUCCAGAGAUCUGGAUCACACUGCCCCCCAGCCCAUUGGAGGCCUUAGCUACAUUCAGGGACACACCAGAAUUGGUCUUCUCAACAAGACUGUGGGACGGUGCCUGGAUGCCACAGCCCAGAAGAUGCCAGACCGAGAGGCCUUGGUUGUCAUACAUGAAAAUGUUAGGUUGACCUUUGCCCAGCUCAAGGAGGAGGUGGACAAAGCUGCUUCAGGGCUCCUAAGCAUUGGCCUCUGCAAGGGCGACCGGCUGGGCAUGUGGGGACCUAACUCAUACACAUGGGUGCUCAUGCAGUUGGCCACCGCCCAGGCGGGCAUCAUUCUGGUGUCUGUGAACCCAGCCUACCAGGCAUCGGAGCUGGAAUAUGCCCUCAAGAAGGUGAGCUGCAAAGCCCUCGUGUUCCCCAAACAAUUCAAGACCCAGAGUUACUACAACAUCCUGAAGCAGAUCUGUCCAGAGCUGGAGUGGGCGCAGCCAGGGACCUUGAAGAGUCAGAGGCUCCCAGACCUGACCACACUCAUCUCAGUGGAUGAGCCUCUGCCAGGGACCCUGCUCCUAAAGGACGUGAUAGCAGCCGGCAGCUCAGAACAGCAUAUGGCCCAGUUCCGUUAUACACAGAAGCUCCUGUCCUGCCAUGACCCCAUCAACAUCCAGUUCACUUCGGGGACAACAGGUAGACCUAAGGGCGCCACCCUCUCCCACUACAACAUUGUCAACAAUGCCAGCUUGAUCGGGGAGCGCCUGAAAAUGCACCUGAAGGAACCAGAGGAGAUGCGGUUGAUCCUACCCAACCCCCUGUACCACUGCUUGGGUUCCGUGGGGGGCACACUAUUGAGUGCGAUGUAUGGUGCCACCCUUAUCCUGCCCUCUCCGAGCUUCAGUGGCAAGAUGGCGCUAGAGACUGUCAGCAAAGAGAAGGGCUCCUUCCUGUAUGGCACCCCUACUAUGUUCGUGGACAUUGUGAACCAGCCAGACUUCUCCAGUUAUGACAUCUCGACCAUGCGUGGAGGUGUGAUUGCUGGGUCCCCUGCACCCCCAGAGCUGAUCCGACUCAUCAUCAACAAGCUGAACAUGAAGGAGAUGGUGGUUGCUUAUGGAACCACAGAGAACAGUCCCGUGACCUUCAUGAGCUUCCCUGAUGAUACUUUGGAGCAGAAGGCAGAAAGUGUGGGCAGAAUCAUGCCUCACACAGAGGCCCAGAUUGUGAACCCAGACACCAGUGCGCUGGUGGAGCUGAACCAGCCUGGGGAGCUGUGGAUACGAGGCUACUGCGUCAUGCUGGGCUACUGGGACGAUCCCCGGAAGACUGAGGAGGCAGUCAGACAGGAUAGGUGGUACCGGACAGGAGACAUAGCUGUCAUGGACAAGGAAGGCUUCUGCAAGAUUGUGGGCCGCUCCACGGACAUGAUCAUCCGGGGCGGAGAGAACAUCUACCCCGCGGAGCUCGAGGACUUCUUCCACAAACACCCACAGGUGCAGGAGGUGCAGGUAGUGGGUGUGAAGGACCAGCGGAUGGGGGAGGAAAUCUGUGCCUGCAUCCGGCUGAAGAGUGGGGAGAACACCACGGCUGAGGAAAUCAAGGCUUUCUGCAAAGGGAAGAUCUCCCACUUCAAGAUUCCCCGCUACAUCGUGUUUGUCAACCAGUACCCCCUCACACUCUCAGGAAAGAUCCAGAAAGGCAAACUUCGAGAGGAGAUGGAACAGCAUCUGAAACUGUGA